Molecule: messenger RNA, 939 nt
Organism: Phyllostomus hastatus (greater spear-nosed bat)
Lineage: Eukaryota; Metazoa; Chordata; Mammalia; Chiroptera; Phyllostomidae
Product: olfactory receptor 5W2-like
Exons: 1
Coding region: 1-939 (312 amino acids)
Biological process (GO): G protein-coupled receptor signaling pathway; sensory perception of smell
Cellular component (GO): membrane
Molecular function (GO): olfactory receptor activity; odorant binding; G protein-coupled receptor activity
Source: RefSeq, a predicted model, not a curated record
AUGGCCAUUGAGAACUGCACCGUGUUUACAGACUUCAUACUCCUAGGACUCUCUGGCAGGCGGGAUGUGCAGCAGGGGCUCUUUGUGCUCUUCCUGCUGGUUUAUGGCAUCACUGUGAUUGCCAACCUGGGGAUGAUCCUGCUGAUCAGCAUGGACCCCCAGCUCCACACACCCAUGUAUUAUUUCCUGAGCAAUCUGUCUUUCUGUGAUGUCUGCUACUCUUCCACUAUCUCUCCAAAGAUGCUGGCUGAUUUCUUAGCUGAGCAAAAAAGGAUUCCAUAUAGUUUGUGUGCCAUUCAGUUAUAUUUUUUUGGUGCCUUUGCAGAUGUUGAAUGUCUCAUGCUGUCUGUGAUGGCAUAUGACCGUUAUGUAGCCAUUUGUAAUCCACUUCUCUAUACAACAGCCAUGUCCAAGAGCAUCUGUACCCAGCUCGUGACUAUUGCCUACAUUGCAGGCUUGGUGGAUUCAGCAAUCCAUACCUGCUGCACAUUUCGAUUGUCAUUCUGCAAUUCCAAUAUCAUCAAUCACUUUUUCUGUGAUGUGCCACCCUUGCUUGCCCUCUCCACCUCAGACAUAACCAUCAAUGAGAUAGUGAUGUUCACUUUCAUUGGCUGUGUUGUGGGCUCCAGCAUCAUCACUGUCCUCCUCUCCUACAGCUACAUCAUAACUACCAUUCUUCACAUGAAGUCAGCCGCAGGCAGACACAAAGCCUUCUCUACCUGUGCCUCCCAUUUAGCCACUGUGGCUAUAUUUUAUGGGGCACUCCUGUUCAUGUAUUUCCGACCCAACUCAACUUACUCCAUGGACACAGACAAAAUAGCCUCUGUUUUCUACACAGUUGUCAUCCCCAUGUUAAACCCACUGAUCUACAGCUUAAGGAAUAAGGAUGUGAAAGGUGCUCUGAAAAAGGCAAUUGCCACUAAAUUACAUUCUGGGUGA